AUGGGGUUUGGUUUGGCAUAUGAAUGUAGCGGAGAAUCGCCCAUUCAUUGUGUGGCCUUCACAACUCGUGAAGUCUUGGAAGAUGAAAAACCAAGCUUGCCCUCUGACGAAACAUUGACAGUUACUCUGUUAAGCAGUGAAUGGAAGUCAUCAAAGGUUGACUUGUCGACCAUCAACAGAGAACUUGCAAUACAAUUGGCAAAAGGCCCUAAUGUGGAGGUUUAUGUCUAUCUUCCCAAAUGUAGCGAAGAAGAUAAGAAAGAUGCUCGUAGUCACAGUGUUCAGCUCAUUGAAGCAGAAGAACUUCCAGGUUAUGAGCAAAUUGAGUGGUUGAAAUCCUUACCUAAAAAUCAUCGUCCUCACUGUGUAAUUGGACAUGGACUUCACCUUGGUCGACAAAUACCACUCAUAAAGCUGCAGCAUGAUUGCAAGUGGAUUCAAGUUGUCCACACGGCUCUUGAAGAGCUUGGGAUGUACAAGGGUUAUGAAGAAGGGGAACAAAAACAUCAAGAAGAAGUUAAACUCUGCGAGCGAGCUGAUCAAGUUGUCGCUGUUGGGCCCAAGCUGGCAGAUGCCUACUCCCGUUACCUCCGUUCCAGUGGGAAAGAUCAAGAUGUUAUAAAUAUCACCCCAAGCAUUUUCCCGGAGUUUCGCAAUGUUAAACAAGCCUUUGAAGAAAGAGGGACGUUUUCUGUUCUGGUAUUUGGACGUGGUGAUGGUGAAGAUUUCAAGUUAAAGGGGUAUGACAUCGCUGUUCAAGCAGUUGCCCAACUGAAAGACUUAUCCUACCAGCUCAUGCUUGUUGGAGUACCAGAAAAAAAAGGGGAUGAGGUGGCGAAAAAGUUACUCCAGCAUGGUCUCUCCCAAAGUCAGCUAACUGUUCGCCGCUUUAAGGAAAAUAGGGAAGAACUAGCCAAAUUGUUCUGUGAGGUCGAUCUGGCAAUCAUGCCAUCGAGGACUGAGGGCUUUGGCUUGACUGCUCUAGAAGCUCUAUCUGCUGGUCUUCCUGUACUUGUGAGUGGUAACUCAGGACUUGGAGAUGCUCUGAAGAAGGUUCCUUCAGGGACCUCUUACGUAGUUGAUUCGGAAGAUCCAAAAGAAUGGGCCAAGGCUAUCAAAACCGUCCGUGAAAGAAACAGAGGGCUUCGACUUGAAGAGAGUAACCUUCUUCGUGCAAAGUAUGCAGAGACGUACAGCUGGCGGAAGCAGUGUGAUUGUCUUGUGGAAAAGAUGCUGCACCUUUCGUUUGGUCUUCUAGAUCAACCAGAGAAUGCUGGUAAAAAGGGAACAACCAGUCCAGCUUCAUUACCAGUGUCAGAAACUAGUGCUGGUGAUUUGAACUUUUACAUCAGACUUAAACGACAACAAGCUUUAUUUGCAUAUUCAUAA
Messenger RNA from Orbicella faveolata, 1389 nucleotides. RefSeq lists its product as uncharacterized. The record is from RefSeq and is a predicted model, not a curated record. Lineage: Eukaryota; Metazoa; Cnidaria; Anthozoa; Scleractinia; Merulinidae.